Spodoptera exigua (beet armyworm) is the source of this 1944-nucleotide messenger RNA. Lineage: Eukaryota; Metazoa; Arthropoda; Insecta; Lepidoptera; Noctuidae. The record is from the annotation of a GenBank genome assembly.
AUCUUAUUUAUAAUGUAGAGUUAAUACGCAAACAAGUGAUCUCGAUACUCUGCGAAGGUGCAUAUUUGAGUGCGGUACCCAUAUGGACAAAUUAUCUUUCAAUUAUAUGAUUAUUUAAAUACAAAAUAAUUAUGCUUCAUUGUCGCGGAAGACGAGGCAGAUAGAAUGGCAAGUGAUGGAACGCCGAGCAUCGGCGUGGAGCCGACGAGCCUGGAGUAUAUGGAAGAUCCUUAUUUUGUGCCACCUGACGAUGACUCCACGCCGAGUUUCGAUGUAGCCGUAGAUGAAUUAGAUGAACUGGAGGAGUUACCAAACUGGUCACAUAAUGACCCUGACGCUGACUGGCGCAUGCUGCCAGACCUUGCUGAUUCUGCUCUAUGCAUUGAAACUGAAUUCUACGUAGAUAAUCGACGUCGUCGUCUUAGAAUAUUUAGAAAAAAAAUGCGAGAAGUAAGAGUUACUUUUCAAGAUUUAUCAAAGCCCUAUCUUGCCAAGAUGUCCAGUCACACAAACUACAAGAAAUUCUUAGGUAUCGCAGUUGGAGCUGAAGAAGCAAUGCCCACAACCGGUGCAGCUGGUGACGCGCACACGCCUGAUGAGUUGGCUGGCCUGACUCCGGAGCAGGCAGAGCAACUCCGCGCCGAGUGGAGCCGGGAGCUCGCUCGCGUCGAAGAUGAGAUCGCUACACUACGCACCGUUUUGCAAAGCAAGAUCCGUCAAAGCUCCGAAUUAAAACGAAAACUUGGCAUAACCGUGUGGAAAGAAAUUACCGAAGACGUUAAUCAGGGUUUGAAAAAUGUGAAAGAAAGCCAAGUCUAUCAAACUAUAGAAACACGCGUGGCUGCGCUUACACAGGCUGUGACAGAAGCACCAAUAUACCAAAAAACUGAAUCUGUGAUAAAAUCGACUGCAGAGAAGACAACUUCGAUUAUCGGUGGUAUCACUGCAGGAAUGUCCACUAAGAUUGGUCAGAUGCGAAACUCCGAAUCGUUCCGCUCUAUUGAAGAACGUGUUGGCACGGCGUACGAAAACGUUAAGGGCAAAGUGUCUUCUCGAUCGAAUUCAACGCAAAGUUUCGACGAGGCGCUGCGCGACGCCAGCCGCGCGGCUAGCGGCGCGACGUCGCCCACCAUCCCCGAGAACAAGCCCUUGCCCUAAGCGCGCCGCAGCCAUCACACCCACGCCGCCAACACUGACUAUACACGUACACACGUACACGCGUACACUCGUACACACGUGUCGCGCGCCACAAUAUCGGCAUCUAUUGGCACUAACAACUUUUGAACGAGGAUAUUGCAAACACUAUUUAUUGUGAUGCACCUCAUUUGAUAAAAAGAAUACCCUUUUUAUAUGUGCUCUUAGAUAGUAUUUUAAAUUAUGUACUUAUAAAUAAUGUUUACUGUACGUGUCGGACGGUGAUAAUGCAUGAUUGUUAUAAGGCUAUUGAAUAUUAUGUUUUAAUUGGAUAUUUGGUUGGGCGAGUCGAUUAAAUUAAAACCAGGAAAGUGAUGAUAUUGCAAUUUUGAUUUCGCAAAAAGCAAAACCUAAAUACGUGCAAUGCUAGAUGGUUAGUUAUCUUAAAGAUUGUUUGUCGUGUAUCUCGAAUGCUUUCAUUUCGUGUGCACCUUUGUUGCACUGCGGCGUGGUCGAGUCCUUUAAUCGUUUAUUUUAAGACUGCUGGUUACAUGCUUCAUAUUAUACUAUACUUAUCUUGUUCAUUUUGUGUCUUAUUUAAAGCAUUCCAAACGGUUACUGAUUAAUGAUAAAUUGAUGAUACAAGGUAUUAAAGACAUUUGAAAACGUUUUCCAAUGCUUAAACUCAGUAUUCCAUGUAUGAAGGAAAUGAGUCAGUGUAUUCAUAUUAAACAUGUAAACACAAUUUUGUAAAUCCUUAUUACGUGUAAUGAUUGUAAGACACAAUAACUUGCCGAUGCCUGUUAGGUC